AUGGAAGACAUAUUUAAGGUUAAACAGAGGAAUACAAAAUUGCUUAGAGAAUUCGUAGAUAGAUUACAACGGGAGAGGAUGAUGUUACCUCGAGUACCUGAUAACUGGGCGGCUAUGGCAUCCGCUAGCAACUUGAAAGAGAAACGUUCAGAAGCCACGAGAAGGCUGAAGGAAAGUUUGCGAGAAUUUCCAGCAAAAACUUGGAACGAUGUGUACAACAGGUACAGUACGAAGUUGUGGAUAGAAGAAUAUACGGUCGCACAACCAAGGGCCGAUGAAAGGGCAGGAUCGAGACGUGCAGUAUCAGAAAAAAGGUCCGGUAAAAACAGGUAUGAGCCGUACAUGGGACCUGUUGGGCGAGACUCUCGAUCUAAACAGGAAAGCGCACGAUUCGACUCAAGACCAAGGCAAAAAGAAACGAGUUCUUCAUAUAGGUUCAAAAAGGAACGGGAUGCUCGAAGCAAUGAUUCCAAUACACAAGCGAGGAUAGGAGAUUACAGCUUUAAUAUCAACACCUCCAUGUUAGUAGUUAUUUUAAGAGGUAUGGGGGAUAAGGUGCGGUGGCCUAAAGAACUGAGAUCAGAUUCAAGCAAAAGAAAUUCAGAUUUCUGGUGCGAGUUUCAUAACGAUCAUGACCAUAGAACAUCAUAUUGUAGACUUCUGCAAGGAGAAGUCGAGCAUUUCUUGAAGCAAGGUUAUCUUACUGAUUUGUUCAGUGAGAAAGGAAGACAAUCAUACAUGAAGAACAGACAAGAGCCCCCAAAACCUCCAUCACCAAAAAGAACAGUCAACAUAAUAACUGGGGGAGAUGAGGUCAAUGGAGUAACCUAUACUGAUGCAAAAAAAAGCGACAAAAGUCACGGUUACUCACGGGAAGCGAGUUUGCCAGGUCUUUGA
Molecule: messenger RNA, 897 nt
Organism: Nicotiana tabacum (common tobacco)
Lineage: Eukaryota; Viridiplantae; Streptophyta; Magnoliopsida; Solanales; Solanaceae
Source: RefSeq, a predicted model, not a curated record